Adineta steineri is the source of this 750-nucleotide messenger RNA. Lineage: Eukaryota; Metazoa; Rotifera; Eurotatoria; Adinetida; Adinetidae. The record is from the annotation of a GenBank genome assembly.
AUGAUAUCAUCACUUAAUUCGUCAGUUAUAUUUCCGAAUCAGAACAUUGGAAGAGAUAAUUAUUUCUGGAUGAUAUUAAUUCAAAAUCAUCUUAGAUCAAAAUUAUAUCAACGUUAUGUUAAUGCAAUAUUUCAAAAUUAUUUAGAAUUUCAGUUGUGUGUUAUUUGGUUAUUAAAUGUAUUAAAUAGCAAAGAUAAUAAUCAUGGUUAUAUAUCUUAUAGAAGUAUAAUUGAACAAAAACAAUAUCCACAAAUAAAUAUUUUCAUAAAGAAAUUAUUUUAUUAUUAUUAUUUAAUUGGAUCAAAACGUUUAUUAAGUAUCGAUUUAUUUCCAAUAUAUUUACAUUGUACACGAAAUCAUGAAUAUUGUCCUAUUCAACAAUAUUUUAACUAUGAAACUGAUUCAAAUAGUUUAAUAGGCAAAUGUGUUCGAUUAUAUUCCAUUUCAUCGAUAUAUAUUCUUUGUAUAAAAGGAAUAUUACAAUCGAUAAUAUCUGGAAUUUAUGAAAUUUUAUAUCGUAUUAAAUUGGAUAAGAAUGAUAAAUAUUUAUCAUAUGACAAUAAACGUUCUGAUUAUGGUUCUGAUUGUGAAUGUCAUGGAAAAAUAAUGAACUAUAAUUGGUUUAAUCAAGCAAUGGGCACAAUAAAAGUAUUCAAUUUAUCCAAUAUUUAUUUUGGAUUUCGAACUAAAUAUGAUUAUAGUUAUCAUAAUAUUUUAUUUGAUUAUAUACAAUUAAAUAUUGUUGAAUAA